UAACUGGAUCGAGGAGUGCUUACUUCCUUGAGCUGAAUCAAAACCGUUCUUCCAUCUGUGGGACUCCAUAUCCUUGCAGCAGCCGCCGCAAGGACAGAGGACAGGGAGCGUCUGUCCUCAGCUCUAUGUGUCCCUCUUCUGCCAGAACCGUUGAGAAUGCUAUCCAGGUGUAUAUUUUUGAUGCUUUUACUCAUUUCCCAGAUUAAAGGUUGGGGAAUCACUUCACCAGUUGUCUUCCAAUAUGAUAGAACAGGCACUGAAGAUCGUGUUUAGCAAUAGCCUGGGUCUGCCUAAAACACUCUUACACAUGAAAGGCGUAUGCUCAACUAAGGGACUAAGAACUUCAAGUGAUAAUGUUCCUGGAGGAUAAAAUUCAGCAAUUUUUGUUGAAACAGGCCACUGUGGCCCAAGCUUUGUCAGGAGAAGGUCUCCAGACUGGCAUAAGGAUGGAAAAAAAGACAACAAUAGAACAAGAAAACACAGCCUUUGGAGCAGAUGGCCUAGAGCUGGUUCAUGCUAAAAAGCUUCCUCUGGUUCACAAGCGAGAUCUUGAACACACCCACGACUCGGACAUACCGGAAGCUUAUGAAGAAGAAGUGUUGUACGAAGUGAAACUAAGUAGACAAACUGUAAUCCUCCACCUUCUGAAAUCCAGAGGAUUCCUAGGCUCAAAUUACAGUGAAACAUUCUACACCAUACAAGGAGAAAUACUCACCAGGCAUCCUCAGAUCACGGACCACUGCUUUUAUCAAGGAUCCGUUAUACAUGAACUUGACUCCUCUGCGAGCAUCAGCACCUGCAGUGGUCUGUGGGGAUUCUUCAGAGUAAGAGAUCAAAGGUAUCUUAUUGAACCAGUGAAAUUCUCUGUUGAAGGAGAGCAUUUGUUGUUCAAAUAUAACCCGAGGGUGCCGUAUGCUGUCAAUUAUUCUUGUGCAGAGCUCAAUUUAACCAUGAAACCUGUUCCAAAAGAUACUAAAUAUAAGGAAAACCACAAAGUGGAGGGAAAUCAUAAGGAAAAGUAUAUUGAACUGUUCAUUGUUGCCGAUGAGUAUGUGUACCGCAGGAAUAGUAAUCCUCACUAUAAGCUACGGAGAAGAAUUUGGGGAAUGGUAAAUUUUCUCAACAUGAUUUAUAGCACGUUGAAUAUUUAUGUGACAUUGGUGGGGGUUGAAGUGUGGACAAAUGGAGACAAGAUAGCACAAGUUGCAAAUGCAGAGACCACCUUAUUGCGCUUUUCAAAUUGGCAAGAGACAGUCCUCAAAAAAAGGAAGAAUUUUGAUCAUGCUGUCUUACUGAGUGGGAAGUGGCUCUACACACACACCCAAGGAGCUUCUUAUCCAGCGGGCAUGUGCCUGCCCGGUUAUUCUGCCAGUGUUAUCAAGGAUCUUUUGCCGGACAUCAACACAAUUGCAAACAGAAUGGCACAUCACUUGGGACAUAACCUGGGGAUGCACCACGAUGGGUUCCCCUGUACCUGUCCUUUGGGAAAAUGUGUGAUGGACAGCAUUGGAAGUGUUCCUGCCAUAAAAUUCAGUAAAUGCAGCCAAGUCCAGUACCAGCAGUACCUGAGGGAUUAUAAGCCCACCUGUAUGCUCAAUGUUCCAUUUCCUGACAAUCUGAAUGAUUUCCCAUUCUGUGGGAACAAGAGAGUAGAUGAAGGGGAAGAGUGUGACUGUGGCCCCAUUCAGGAGUGUACUAAUCCCUGCUGCGAUGCGCACAUGUGCAUGCUGAAGCCAGGAUUUUCUUGUGCACAAGGAGAAUGCUGUGAAUCCUGUCAGAUAAAGAAAGCAGGGUCCAUAUGCAGGCCAGGAAAUGAUGAGUGUGAUUUCCCUGAGGUCUGCACGGGCCACUCCUCUGAGUGUCCCAAGGACAGAUUCCGAGUCAAUGGAUCUCCUUGUAGCAACGGGAAAGGCUACUGCUUCAUGGGGAAAUGUCCCACGCUGCAGGAGCAGUGCACGGAGCUGUUUGAUGAUGAAGCGAAAGAGAGUCCUGAUAUCUGCUACUCGAUGAAUAAAAAGGGAAAUAAAUUUGGUUACUGCAAGAACAAGGCAAAUAAAUUCAUUCCCUGUAAAGAGAAAGAUGUCAAGUGUGGGAAGAUUUACUGUACCGGAGGACACCACUCAUCUCUCCUGGGAGAUGUCAAGGCCUUUCUCCUUAUGGAUCCAAAGCAGAAUGUGACCGUCAAAUGCAAAACCAUAUUUGUAUAUCACAAUUCUGCAGAUAUUGGUCUGGUUGAUUCCAGAACAAAAUGUGGAGAGAAGAUGGUGUGCCUGGAUGGCGAAUGCAUACACAUUGAUCAGACCUACAACUCAAGCAGCUGCCCUUCUCCGUGCAACAAUUCUGAGGAUGGUCAUGAAUCCGGGUGCCAGUGUGGAGAAGGACAGAUGCUUACAGACUGGGGGUACACCUUAAGUGCUACCAGUGUCUCCAUCAUGGUCAUUGUGCUUGUCACAGUUGUCGCUGGCACUGGACUUGUUGUUUUAUUAGUUCGUUACCAAAAAUGUGUCAAAUUGAAGCAGCAUCAGAGCCUACCCGGAGAGUCACUUGGCGUGGAGAAUAAAGGCUACGUGGGGGACGAGCUGCCGGGCAGAUCUGGGGCAGUCUUGUCCGAGAUGCCUUCUCCACAAAGGACCACAGAAUCCUUGGAGAGCCUUCCAUGUAGCUUUUCAAGUCCGCACUACAUCAGUCUGAAAUCUGCAAGUAAAGAUCUAAGAGGAAUUGCAGAUCUCAAACAAAGCGCCACUAUGAGCUUGAAACCGGACGUCCAGCACGGCUGUGCCAGCCUGGGCUGAGAACCCCAGAUCGAGAACUUCAGUCUUCUCUAGCCAGUUCCUACACAGAUUUCAGGAAUCUCUCAAAUGAUCUUUACCAAGUCAAAAAAUGUUUAAAGAAACAAUUAUUUUCUGCUAAUAUUUGCUUUUAGAAUUCACAGCCUAUAGCCUUGAUAUAUGUUACAGAAAAACAAAUGUCUUGUGGCUUUUCAAAUGCUUAAUAUAAAUAUAAGC
Molecule: messenger RNA, 3005 nt
Organism: Octodon degus (degu)
Lineage: Eukaryota; Metazoa; Chordata; Mammalia; Rodentia; Octodontidae
Gene: Adam7
Product: ADAM metallopeptidase domain 7
Exons: 24
Coding region: 354-2792 (812 amino acids)
Biological process (GO): proteolysis
Cellular component (GO): plasma membrane
Molecular function (GO): metalloendopeptidase activity
Source: RefSeq, a predicted model, not a curated record